Rhipicephalus sanguineus (brown dog tick) is the source of this 5206-nucleotide messenger RNA. RefSeq names its product dopamine receptor 1. NCBI's taxonomy places the organism in Eukaryota, Metazoa, Arthropoda, Arachnida, Ixodida, Ixodidae. Gene Ontology annotation, biological process: adenylate cyclase-activating adrenergic receptor signaling pathway. Gene Ontology annotation, molecular function: G protein-coupled receptor activity. Gene Ontology annotation, cellular component: membrane. The record is from RefSeq and is a predicted model, not a curated record. The coding region runs from base 1112 to 2530 and encodes 472 amino acids. The transcript has 4 exons.
CGUCGCGCGCGUGUCGUUCGUCUCUCUCGCCCCGGCUUCAGUCAGUCCGCUGCGACGCGCUACGGUCGAAGGCGGUUUCUUGAGGUCCGUCGACGAAGCGCCGCGUUCGUUAUCGUUGGCCGUGUGACGGGACGCCGCGUGUCGGAACUCGGAGUCGUCCAAAACCUCGUCGAUACUUCGCGGCGCUUUGCGAAAGUUCUUUCACAACUUCGCAAGCAGGCCGCUGUCGUUUCCACGUCAGUGCACUUUUCUUUUUCAAAAAGAACAGCGGGACGCCAGGUCCCAUUAAGUGCCAUGGGAGACUAAAAAGACGUCGUUUCUGUUCAGCGACUUUUUUUCUGCGGGCAAAGUCGACGUGCAUCUUUUCUCCACUCCGGAUGACUACUGGCUUCGUGAUGAAACCGAGGAGUGUGUGAUCCGAGUGUUUGGUCCUCGCAGACUCCGGCCUUUCUGCUUCUUCGCGAAUGGCAGCCUUCUCGUCCCUGUGCUCGUCGUGAGAGUGCCUUGGGUAUCUUUGUCAUCCCCCACCUCAACUCAACUGCAACUGGUAAGCCCGUGAAGUGUCACUGUCAAAUGAAGUAGCCGGAGCGGCGGUGACACAAAACGUAGUCAAGUCGUGGUGUUGAAAAGCGUACUCCGUGAUUAUUUUUUUUUUCUGAACGCCAGUGUGGCGAUUCAUCAACCGCUCGGAUUCCACCAACGACCUACGUGAUUUCCGCGGGAGUUACAUUGCACGGCGGCCGAUUCAUUGGUGGAUGUGAAUUUAUUUAUUUUCCUUACUCCUUCGUGUUCAACGUAAACAACGACGCGCGACGGGGACGACCAACAGCUGCAUAUCGACACCUGUGGGUCUUCCUUCAGCACCAGUCUCAUUGGAGAAGAGAGUGACGUCAUCCUGUCCGCUCAGGAAGCAGUGAAAGCCAGCGAAACGCGCGGAACUGCAGCGCCUAUAUACGACUUCCGCACCGACGACGUCUCUCCGAAAAGAGAGGUGCCCACGGAGUGUCCUGCACGCAGCCGUGCCGUGCGCGAAUCCACAGCCGAAGUCGACAGAAGAAGGAGGAGGAGGCCAGAUGAAGAUCCCCACCGUGCGUAGCCGGGGUGUUCAUCCAUGAAUCGGCUCUACAGCGUCCUCAGCAACUUCCAGCAACAACCUGUCACCAGCCACCGAACACUGGUGCCCGGAGAGCGGUUGCCGAGCGGGAUCACCAAUGCGAGCGCCUCGGCGGCCAUGCAGCCCUCGUCCGCAAGCACCCUGGGCUCGAUUGCGAGCGUUCUGCCCACGCUCGAGGCGGCGGCCAACAACACGACGUCAGCGCUUCAGGAGGCCGCCGUGCCUUCUUCGGGACAUCCACUGGACAGUUGGGACCUGUCGUGCCGCUACAUCAUCGGCACGUUCCUGUUGAUCAUCAUCCUGACCGCCAUUACGGGCAACAUUCUCGUCUGUCUCGCCAUCUACACGGACCGGCGGCUUCGCAAGCUGGGCAACCUCUUCCUCGUCUCCCUGGCCGUGGCCGACCUGCUGGUCUCGUCGCUCGUCAUGACAUUCGCCGUCAUCAACGACCUCAUGGGCUACUGGGCCUUCGGGCCGCAGUUCUGCGACAUCUGGAUUGCCUUCGACGUCAUGUGUAGCACAGCGUCCAUCCUCAACCUGUGCGCCAUCAGCAUGGACCGGUUUCUGCACAUCAAGGACCCCCUUGGCUACGGUCGCUGGAUGACAAAGCGCGCCGUCCUCGGAACCAUAUGCGGCAUCUGGAUGCUGUCGGCACUCCUGUCGUUCUUGCCAAUCUCCCUCGGCUGGCACCGGCCUUACCCGGACUCCCUGCUCGUCGUGAAUGGCCUUACCAUGUGCGCGCUAGAUCUGACGCCCGAGUACGCCGUCACGUCGUCGCUCAUCAGCUUCUACAUGCCGUGCAUCGUCAUGGUGGCGCUAUACGCCCGCCUCUAUCUGUAUGCGCGCCGACAUGUGCAGAACAUCCGCGCCGUUACCAAGCCAUGCAUGGUGAACAACAAGGACCCGGGCAGUCCGACCAAGUUCCGAGCCAUCGGCGGCCAGUCUUCCCUCCACGUGAUGGACCACAAGGCGGCCAUUACGCUGGGCAUCAUCGUCGGCGUGUUCCUGUGCUGCUGGGUUCCCUUCUUCUGCGCCAACAUCGUGGCCGCCUUCUGUAAGACUUGCAUCUCGGAGGAGUGCUUCAAGUUCCUGACCUGGCUCGGCUACCUCAACUCGGCGCUCAACCCCAUCAUCUACAGCAUCUUCAACACCGAGUUCCGCGACGCCUUCCGUCGGGUCAUCACGGCUCACGCGUGCUGCAAGGCGCUCGCCGAACGUGCCCGGGCACCCAGCGACUUGUCGUACCGCACCAAGCGAAGCACCAUCUGCGAGACCCCGCGCGCCAACAGUCUGGCUGCGAUCAACUGCCGCCACAACAAUGUGGCGACCGCCAGUGAGAGGAUCUCGCUCCGUGCCGAGGUUGACACUCGCGUCGAGAUCAGCAUCAAGAGCAUCGGGGAAAUCUCAGACAUAUAGCAGUGACGCACCUGAGAGCCGGCGCACCACGCCGUCUAACGUUGUCCUCGUAUAACGAACACCACCAACCCGCCUUCGGACGCGCCCGUCGGACGAGUCUGCCGGAGGAGCUUCGACGACGCCUAUUCACAACGGACGAACGAUACCCGUACGUCCUCUGGCCGUCGCUUGAACCUACGGAUGAACUGUAGGCCAUGUCCAAAUACAGCGCCGCGGACGGCGUGCCCAGGCCACUACUUAUAAUGACUCGAGCAGAGUGUUAAUGUCUGCGCCCUUAAUUUAUUCAACGGGAAACACACGUGCGGCGAUCGGUGAGGGCCUGCAUCCGCCAUUCUACCUCAUCACUCUGUGCGCCAUCAUCUUUCUGUCGAGGAGCAUGGAACUUGGUCAUCCGGUCGAAUCGAAACUCAGUGCCACCUAGUGCUUGACCUGGUCGAUUGCGACAUGUGCGUUAGUUGUGAGACUACGCUCAGCAGGUGGCAGUGAGCUGCUACUAUAUAGUAUACUGCUCUUCGGUAAAGGAACGUUGGUUGGCGCAAGAUACAACAAAAAUGGAUGUUCGGCAGUCUCAGCGCGUGGCCGCUCGCGAGAGCCGCAUCUUUCGGCGAACUGCACACCGUGCGGUGAACAUUCCGUUCGGGUUGACUUUCUGUCGAGUACAGUGUGUGCCCCUACUUUUUAGACAAUUCACGCUUUCGUCGAGAUGAGCGCCUUUUCUUUGGGCGAAGUCUAUACUGUCCUAGUCGGCCGAUUGCGCACAAACGCGCGCGCGCGCACACUUAAUAUACCCCCGGUCACAGGCGGCCCAGUGUUCUUACGGGAGCCCCGACAAUCGGUCACACGAGCCUGAAAUCACACGUACGGGCGUCACACGAAAACGGAGACGUAACAGAAAUCUAUACGGGACAGCUGCGAACGACAACGCAGCGUUCGCAGAGUCGUGCCUACUCAGCGACGAGUUUCAAGCCGCCGAAUGCCUUGUUCCCCGUCAGCUUCCUUCUGUCUUCGACACGAGCCACUUCCUGUAGGCAGUGAGUGAGCGUCUUCAAGUGUAUCACAUGUGUUCCAUGUACGCACCACGGAUUCGCAAAGCUAUUGAAUUCACUCGUUACUCGCCCUAGCCGAACUUGUCGCCGCGCUGAGCACCGACCUCUUCCUUAUACGAACCGCUUAGUGAAGUCCAUAACUAAGUAUAAUCAUGGUAGGAUAGACGCCAAGUAACAGCAAACUGAAACUACAAGUGAAAAUCACCCUAUGAAACAAGUAUAAAUGGGCUAUAUGUGUGUGUGAGGUAGAGCAGAGUCAAUUUGUUUUGGCUAAGCUCGACUGUCGACUCCUGUACAGAACAGAUCGAACUUUGUGGCGACGAACUUUAAAGCAUUACUUCGAUGAGCUAGGUAUUCUCCCUUGGGGUCCGUCCGAAUGAAACAGGGGCCGCAUUCUGCAACCAUAUAUUUCGGUUAAUUGCCUUCGACCAAUGCUCUUGAGAGCGUUGCUUCAAACAUCAACGGCGUAGCGAAAAGUAACGUGGGAACAAAAGCAGUGACAGUUUUGUGCCGUGGUUUCGCAAACCGCGGGAAGCAUGCUCGACGAAAGAAACCGGCACCUAGUUGGAUAACCUUCCGUUUUCGCUGUUUGAACGUAGCGUAAAUAUCGGGCACAUUUAACAGCAACGGGCAACAGAAAUGCCCUGACUCUAAUAAACGCCCUUUAGUGCCUAUUGUACCACGCGAAGGAAUCGCCGAAAAGAAUAGCUUCAGAACGCGGCCCUGUUUCGUUUUCAUAUUACGCGUGUCAGAGUAGCAACGAGUGUAGUGACUUGAAUGCUCGUUUCCGAAACUCGUUAUGUAUGGAUCAGGAACCUUUAUGCUUCGAGAAAAGAAAGGAGGGGCUUCGCGACGUCACCUUGUGUGACGUCGCGGCCCGUGACAUCGCGCUGCAAUCCAGUCUGGGCGAUAUUAUUUCGUGUAGCUCUCCAACCGUAUCACAACUAACCUCUCAUCUUCUUUCGCCUUCUCUCUCCUCUCGUGGUCACUAAUAGGGCAUGACUGACUGUUUUGACCUUUCGGACUCCCAGCCACUGAGUACGCACUGAGCAUAGUUUUAGCCACUGUAACGCCGGCGUUGACGCUUCUUAAAUGGAGCUUCCAGUUGUAUAUAAGUCCCUUUUGCCGCGCCUUUCGGAUAGCAAUGUGAAAAUGGUGUGGACAGGAACAAGUCCGGCAUCUUCAUUCUCUUUCCCCGUUCCUUCUGUAACGCGACCUCGGUGCCUAGCGCGUUUUGACAGUUCUGGUCUCUCAUUUCGAGGCGACCACUUGCGGGCGAGGCUGCUUCGUCUCACUCUGUUGUGCGUGCGUGUGAAUGGGGUCGCGCGUGGCCCGUCCUAUAUGUACAUAUUAUAGCCAUACGAGUAGCCCGUGUAGUCAGUGUCUCUUGUCAGGAGAGGACGGCCAAUCGCAGGAGCGACCUGGGUACAGGUCGCGCGCACGCGAGCCACCGUGUCCCUGCUUCGCUUGGCUCGCGACCGAUCACUCGUCACGUGAUGGGACUGCGGAGAAUCAAGUGACUGUCCUCUUUCUCUGUCCUGCAGCGCGACAACUCGACUCGUAGAACGUAAUCUCAAUCGGACAAGUGAUGCGUCAUUGGACCUAAUAAACGGAUUGCCUGUUUUUGUUA